Messenger RNA from Amoebophrya sp. A120, 766 nucleotides. Lineage: Eukaryota; Dinophyceae; Syndiniales; Amoebophryaceae. The record is from the annotation of a GenBank genome assembly.
AUGCUACGACGUAUCCUGUGCAAAAGUAUCGUACUCGUAGUAAUUAUCGCAGUCAUGCAUUACAAAUCUUUAUCCCAAGUCAAAACAGCAUGACAAAUUCUAUUUGUCAUGCAUGGCGACGCCGGCGGGGACGACGGUGGUGGCGAGUGAGGUGGUGCAAGGUCAAACAGUAGUUGUCAAGCAGUGCAGCUUUCCCCCUGCAAUCCUAAACCCUAAACUGCAGUAGAACCCUAAACCCCAAUUCUUUCACCCCCCCCACAGUCGCGGCACCUCACCCACGCAUUUUUUCUACAUGAUCGCAUUCAAACAGAUGAGAGAAAAUUACAAUUAGCCGUUGCCGUUACGUGAACAGCAUCCUGUCGAUGUUUGGUCCGUUUGUUCAAAAGUAUGAAUUUGUCUUCGUCGUCUCGUACGUCCACCUUCGUUUCUCAUUCGUUUUCGGUUCGUUCUUGCUUGCUCCUGUCUCAGCACUCGUCAUUGAUGUCGUGCAUGUGUGCUAAACGAAAUUCAAAUUUGUGCCUCUUCGUUCAACAAUUAGAAUUAGAAUUAAGUACGCCGUCGUACAACUGCUCGCUCCUGCCUUCGGUUUACGGUUUCGUAUCAUGAGGAGGCGAAUCAUGAGGAGGCGACAAUUGCUUGCUCAGCAUGACAAGUUUGUUUCUGAGCUUGUAGGUGUUGCCUAUUCUGCAUGACAAACUACGUUUCUGCAUGACAGAAAAGUGGGGCUCUUUGGUAAUGUGCAUGACAGAUUUAAGAGUCAUGCCAG